Messenger RNA from Fusarium tjaetaba, 576 nucleotides. RefSeq lists its product as uncharacterized. The transcript has a single exon. Bases 1 to 576 code for a protein of 191 amino acids. NCBI's taxonomy places the organism in Eukaryota, Fungi, Ascomycota, Sordariomycetes, Hypocreales, Nectriaceae. The record is from RefSeq and is a predicted model, not a curated record.
AUGAUGAUUGAGUUCAAGCUGGCAGACUGCAGCUAUCAGAGCGGUCUUCCUCUGCUCUAUCGUACGAACAGACUCAUCCUCGAUAAUCCGCAGGAUUACAUAAUGUUCAGCUCCUGGUUCAACGCCAAGCAGAAAUAUGUUCGGUCAAUCAGCUUACAACUCGAAUGCCCGGCCGUUUACGAUGCCCACGAGAGCCUCUGCAACUUGUCCACUGCAUUGCCUAGAUCCUUGCUACUACAGCGCCUUGAAGUGCGAAUGCUCCUUCCUUGUCUUGGAGCUCCCCAAGGGAACUUGAAGAAGGACUGCCAGAUGAUGUUGAAAUGUCUUAGAAUGUUUCUUCGGGGUGGUCUCAGCAAGGGCAAGGUUGAACUACUCGUGUUGCAUCUGCCGGAAGCAAUGAAUGAUACUGUGGAGUGCGAUAAAGAAGUCGAUGCUGCGCUUUGGGAGGAUGUCGAUUGCCGGAUUGAAAUCGAUGAUGGCCCUGAAGAAGAGGAGGAGGAGGGUGAGGAAGAAGACCCGGAGUCCGAUGACGAGAACCAUGGUCUCUAUAUCUUUCCCACACAAGGCGACUUCUGA